GUGUCUUGGCGCUCUGGGCCCUAAUCACACAUGUGAUGUAUAUGCAGGACUACUGGAGGACUUGGUUGAAAGGUCUGAGGUUCUUCCUGUGUGUUGGCAUUUUCUUUGGCAUACUCUCCGUGGUGGGAUUCUGCACGUUCCUGGCCCUGGCCAUCAUAAAGAAUCAAUCCUUUAAGGAUCCGCAGAGCUACUACCUGUCCUGCAUCUGGAGCAUCCUUUCCCUCAAAUGGGCUUUUCUCCUUGGCUUAUAUUCUCAUCGGUACAGGAAAGAGUUUGCAGACAUCAGCAUUCUGAGUGACUUCUGAGAUCCUGGACGUCCGUUCCAUCAAAGAAAGACCUUGGAGGGUCAAGGAAGGCUGUUGUUAGCUGACUGGCCCUUGGAGGCAAGGGGUUGGCAAGGAGGCGGCUGAAAGAAACCAACAGCGGGUGCCUGACCUGCUUCUACAUUUUUUCUGCUGGUUCCAUUAGGAGUGCUUCCUAACUGCUGUUGUCCAAUCAUUUGCCCUUUUGACUAGCUUUGUUCGUCAGUGUGUGCUCAUCUUUCACAAGGAUUUUGUGGUUUGAAUGGAUGGUUCAAGAUGUUUCGCAGGACCUGAGUUUUGGUCCCAAGUCCCUAAUAUCUGUGACCUAUGGCAUUUUUCAUAGCUUUUUUUCUUUAAUGAGAAGCAACCCCCCCCUUUUGGGGGGAGCGGGGGCAAAUCCAUGGUCCAGUCCUAUAAAGCAAGGAUUGAUUUGUACUCCUUUCAUACAGAUGUAUUUUUAUAGUUAAAAGCGUGAAUCCAUUUUAAGACAACUUUUUUAAAGCAAGCUCUCUUCCCUUCCCCGUUGCUUUGGUGGGGAGGCUUGUAUGUGUGCUGCUGGUGUUGGUUAUCACAGUUUAGGGACAAGACAUGUGCGUUGUGAACAAAACUCUGCUCUGCACCAUUUUUUUUUCUCUCCUGCCAGUCUUAAAUAGUUAUGAUGGAUGUUUCUUUAAUUUCAGUUAGGUAAAGCUAACUACUGUUGCAAAGGCAUCUGCAGUUUUGGAGAGUGACCCUCUGGGUUAAGAAGGAACACAACAUUCCUAUCCCAACAUUUCCCCUUCCCCUGUUGCUAUCUGCUCAGCAUAAGGAGGGACCUGGAGACUUCCAGAUGUUGUUAAUUACAGCUGCCAGCAGCCUCAGCCAGUGGUGAUGAAUACCAUGAACGGGGCUUCAGAAGUAACUGGAGGGCCUGGGUUCCUCAUCCGUAAUGCCAUUUUCUUGCAGACCGCUUUGUGUUUUUGCUAAAACUGUUAUUUUAUAACGUGAAUGACUGCCAUAUUUUAGGAUCGGGGAAGCCAAUUCAUUUUUAGAAGUCAAGCGUGUUGUCUGUAUUUGUUGCAGACUGGGACAAAAAUGGAUAAUUGUCACAAUAAUUUUUUUGUUAUCUUAUUCUCUGAUUUUUACGUCUGGUUGAAUAGGAAUUCAGCGGUCCAUGCUGAAUGAGUUACAAGCGGACUGUUAGCCAAGGAACUCUGCAUAAACUAAUUUACAAAAAGAAAAGUGCAUUUUGUUUUAACAGAACACUUAGCUGUUUUAGAUCAAGCUUGUCUGGGAUAGAGUUGAACAAAUGGGGUAGGUGCCAUGUAUGAGAAGAAAUGGUGGCUUGGGAAUUUCUCUGCCUCACCUGGGCACAACAUAUUGCCUUUGAGUUCUUUUUCUAAACUAAAUUGCCAUUGUGAUCUCACUUAGAAUGUUUCAGUUGUUGUACAGUGGAUGUGUUUGAAUGGGUGGGUGUGUUGCACUAUUCCUCCUUCACCCAUCUCUCCCCUUUUCGCUUAUGCUGACCUGGCAACCGGGUGUGCAAUCGCUCCUUGCAGUUUCUCUCUUUCUCUCCUACUCUAAGAGCCGCUGGCACUUCUUUGGGGCUGAUACUCUUCCUCCAUCUAAAGGAAAGAUUAUAGGAAUUUAGACUAACUCUAACUUGAAAGCAGAAUGAUAGAGGAUGCCCUGUUUCUUAAAUGUCUGUAUCUUUACCUAUCAAAUGUGUAGACUUCUAUGUAGAAUGAUCCCUAUUCAGGUGGCUGUGGCUGAGGCAAUUGUCCUCAAGAUGUCAGGAAGCACUGGAAUGAGAAUCAAGUGGGUCGUUGUUCCCUUCGGAUUUAUGGGGGAUUAACCUGUUGGAUAUAAGGCAGCUGUAGAGAUGCUUCAAGUAUAUCGACAAGCUCCUUAUGCUUCAAAUGCCAUCCUGUUUGUCAAAUACGCCGCACGGCCAGUGAUACUCUCAUCAGGCUUGGUGAUCCGUACUGCAAGGACUGGGUUUCUUGGUGUUCUUUUGAAAAACAGGGAUUCCCAACAGCACAGAAGGGAUUUGGUAAAUGCAGGAACACCAAAUCUUCAUGGGCAGUUGAAGAAGAGCGUAAGAACGAAUCCAUUUGGCUCAAGAUGUCCUCCGAUAGAAUUAAGUUAUUCAUGUGCUAAAAGGUCAUUUACUAAGGAGCUUACGGUGAAGAAAAAGGUAACCAGGCUGGUGCCAGGCAGUGGAGAAGGUGGGACUUUGUCCAUGCUCUGCUUCAUUUCUGUAGUAACAUUGCAGAAGACCCAAUGGUGACGCAUUACAUUACAUUCAUCCACUCUUUUCAAUCUUGCUGCUCCAUCCCUGCUGAAACUCAAACAGCAGAUAAUAUGUUUUGUGUUUUGCUUUCUCCUCUCCAUGUGCAAUAGGUAUGUGACAGGAAGUGGUUCACCCAGGUGAAGGAUGUUCGCAUGCCAUUUUUUCUUAUUAAUAAAAUGAAAUUAAAAAAACA
Python bivittatus (Burmese python) is the source of this 2767-nucleotide messenger RNA. The record is from RefSeq and is a predicted model, not a curated record. Lineage: Eukaryota; Metazoa; Chordata; Lepidosauria; Squamata; Pythonidae.